AUGGGGCAUCUCGUCACAGUGGCCACCUGCGCCCUCAAGCAAUGGGCGCUGGACUAUGAGCAGAACACCGCCCGCAUCAUCGAGAGCAUCAAGCUCGCCAAGCAGAAGGGCGCCCGAGUCCGCGUCGGCAGCGAGCUCGAGGUGUGCGGCUAUGAAUGCUAUGACCACUUCCUGGAGCAGAUGCUGGAACGAAUCCUGAAAGACGAGAGUCUCUAUGAUAUUCUGAUUGAUGUUGGAAUGCCGGUGCAGCACCGCGGCGUGCCAGCCGAAGCUAGAAGUGCAUGGAGUAUGCUAAUGGUCCCUCCCAUAGGCUACAACUGCCGGGUUAUUUGUCUCAACGGCAAGAUCCUCUUGAUCAGGCCCAAGAUGUGGCUGGCCAACGACUCCAAUUACUUUGAAAUGCGGCACUUUACCCCAUGGAUGAAGCCAAGGCAGUACGAAGAGUAUCAUCUUCCUCGGAGGAUCCAGAAGCUCCAGGGUGCAACCCAUGUCAUCUUUGGUGAUGCGGUGAUCUCCACUCCCGAUACCUGCAUCGGGGUUGAAUCCUGCGAAGAGCUUUUCACUCCGGAUGCGCCUCAUACCCAUAUGGCUCUGGAUGGUGUCGAGAUCUUCACCAACAGCUCCGGCUCUCACUUCACGCUGCGAAAGCUUGGCCUUCGUUUGGAAUUAAUCCAGGAGGCCACGCGCAAGAAUGGAGGCGUUUACAUCUACGCAAAUCAGCAAGGCUGCGGUGGUGAUCGCCUCUAUUUCGACGCCUCAGCCAUGAUUCUCCUCAAUGGAGAGGUUGUUGCUCAGAGCAAGCAGUUUAGUCUUAACGACGUCGAGGUCGAGGUCGCCACCAUCGAUCUCGAGGAGGUGCGCGCCUACCGAUCUGCCAUUUCCCGGUCUCUUCAAGCCGCCAAGUCCGAUGCAAAGUACCACCGGAUCGAGACGAGUUUCGAACUGAGCUCCGAGGCGGGUGAUCUCGAUCUUCGCCAUGGUCCGAGCCCGCCGAUGCAACCAAAGAUCUACUCGCCAGAAGAAGAAAUUGCGCUCUGCGCGAGCUGCUAUCUCUGGGAUUAUUUGAGACGCUGCGGCGCGGCGGGCUACCUGGUCCCACUGUCGGGAGGUAUCGACAGCUGUGCGACUGCGGUUCUCGUCUUCUCGAUGUGUCGGCUCGUGGUCGAAAACAUCAAAGCCGGCAACAAGCAAGUCAUCGCGGAUGUCAAGCGCUUGGCCAAGUACUCGGAGAAGUUACCGGAGACGCCGCAAGAGCUGUGCAAUCAGAUUUUCCACACCGUCUACAUGGGAAUGUCCAAGCAGAGUUCCAAAGAGACUCGGCAGCGUGCGAGAGAUCUCGCCGACGCGAUUGGCGCGUAUCACGUCAAUCUGGACAUUGACCAUGUCUACGAGGCGCAGCGCAACCUCAUCGUCAAUUCCUUGGGUUUCGAACCGAAAUUCAAGGUCGAGGGAGGCUCGGUUGCCGAGAACCUGACUCUCCAGAACAUCCAGGCGCGGUCCCGGAUGGUGACUGCAUAUGAAUUCGCUCAGAUUCUGCCAACUGUCCGCGGGCGUCCAGGUGGCGGUGGUCUUCUGGUGCUUGGUUCCGCGAAUGUGGGAGAAUCUUUGCGAGGAUACUUGACCAAAUACGACUGCUCGAGCGCUGAUAUCAACCCCAUCGGCAGUAUCGACAAGAGCGAUCUCAAACGUCUCAUCGCUUGGGCCGAGAAAGAAUUCGAGCUUCCCUGCCUCCAUGACUUCCUCACGGCGGUGCCCACGGCAGAGCUGGAGCCGAUCACGGAGACAUACGUCCAGUCGGACGAGGCCGACAUGGGGAUGACCUAUGACGAGCUGACGGUGUUUGGCCGGCUGCGCAAAGUGCACAAGCUGGGUCCGUACGGCAUGUUCCAGCGACUGGUGCACGAAUGGGGGCGUGAUCGAGAGGACGGGCCGGCCCUCGAGCCCCGACAGAUCGCGGACAAGGUGAAGCGGUUCUUCCACUACUACUCGAUCAACCGGCACAAGAUGACGACGCUUACGCCGUCGCUGCAUUGCAACGACUACAGCCCGGAUGACAAUCGGUUUGAUAUGCGGCCGUUUCUGUAUCCGCCGUCGUACCAGGGGUGGGCGUUCAAGAAGAUUGACGAGGAGGUGGAGAAGAUGGAGCAGAUGCGGAGGAAUUAG
Messenger RNA from Rasamsonia emersonii CBS 393.64, 2163 nucleotides. RefSeq names its product NAD(+) synthase (glutamine-hydrolyzing). NCBI's taxonomy places the organism in Eukaryota, Fungi, Ascomycota, Eurotiomycetes, Eurotiales, Trichocomaceae. Gene Ontology annotation, molecular function: glutaminase activity; NAD+ synthase (glutamine-hydrolyzing) activity; ATP binding. The coding region runs from base 1 to 2163 and encodes 720 amino acids. The record is from RefSeq and is a predicted model, not a curated record. Gene Ontology annotation, cellular component: cytoplasm. Gene Ontology annotation, biological process: NAD+ biosynthetic process. The transcript has 13 exons.